Anopheles darlingi is the source of this 2470-nucleotide messenger RNA. RefSeq lists its product as uncharacterized. Bases 343 to 1707 code for a protein of 454 amino acids. Lineage: Eukaryota; Metazoa; Arthropoda; Insecta; Diptera; Culicidae. The record is from RefSeq and is a predicted model, not a curated record. The transcript has 6 exons.
GCAGCAUCAGUCCCCGUUCUAAUCGCUUACCGUACGCACGCGCGCACUCAGAAAGUCGUACGUCGUAGUCGUGUGCGAACGACGACUUAGGAACUUUGCCGCCUUAGGAUUGCCGCCGACCGUGUGUCAUUAGCUCCGUGCGCGUAAUUGGUGGUGAACCCCUUCGUUCGACAGCGGCCGAGCGGACCUAAUUGGUUUCCUAGUUUGUGGCGUACGACGACGAUAGUCGAGUGGGCGCGUGUCUUCCCGGAUAGGGCCGAGCAUCGUCGAGCGUGAUAAGAACUGAUUUGUGGCUUAUCGGGAAGCGUGGUGGUGUGGUGUGGUACCCGCAGUCCGAGUGAUAUGACUGACACGAGCCAUAAGGAAGCGUACAUUCGGGACGCACUAAUACCCGGGCUGGUGCGGAGGGCUAUCCUCACCUUUACGGCCGAAGAUGCUCCCGUCCGGCGUAACGCAACAUUGAAGUCCGUUGUGGUGAAGCCGCUCGUCACCAAUGGAUUUAUGCUGACGAUACCGUUCAAGGUCACCGUAGUGCUCGAGGAAGCGCCCGUUGGUGGAGUGACCAAUGGCAAACCCUCGACGAUGGCGGGCGACCGGACGACUAAUGGCGACGAAUCGCACAAAACCGAAACACUCCAUUUGGUGGUGAAGAUAACACCGGAUUGCAACGAGGAGAUGUACCUCAGCUGUCAAUUCGAGACACUUUUCGAGAACGAGAUGAUCGCCUACACCGAAAUCAUUCCAACGCUCGGCAAGGUGGAGCUGUAUCCAAGGUACUACCACUGCGAGCGGAAACCAUCGGAAGCCCUAAUGGUAAUGAGCGAUUUUUCCUUUUCCGGCUGGAAAAUGGCCCCGAUGGUUGUCGACCUGCCGCUGGACUACAUUGUGCUCGCUGUGAAGGAACUGGGCCGCUUCCAUGGUGAGUGCUACGGAAUGAAGGAAGUCCGGCCGGAGCAGUUCGAGCGAAUUCGGCGCAAGUUCAAGGAAUCUCGGUACGCGGUCGACGUUACCGAUGAAACGUGGCUGACGAUCAUGUUGGCUGCACCGAAGCGUGCAAUUCAGGCGGCCAAGGAGAGCCGUUUUGCCGCGGAAAUCCCGGACGAGUACCUGGCCAAGCUGGGCCGCCUGUUCGAGGAUCCGUGGGAACACGCAAAGCGGAAGGUAGUACCCCGCGAACCGAUGGCCAUCAUCUGCCAUGGUGAUUACCUACGCAACAACAUGGCCUUCCGUUACGAUGACGCAAAGGAUCCCGAGAAACCCACGCAGGUGAUGAUGUUUGACUUUCAAACCCUGCGCUACGCUUCACCGAUGAUCGAUUAUGCCACGCUUCUGGCCAACUCGACCGGCUAUGGCGUCCGGGAGCAUCAUUUUGAGACCAUUUUCCGGCUGUACCAUCGCGAGCUGGUCGAGACGGUGACCCGGAUUGUUGGCGUGUCCGAUGUAAACGACCUGGCGCCCCACUUCAGCUACGAGUCAUUCCACCGUGAGCUCGCGGAGUAUUACAGCUAUGGAUUCAACAUAGCGUCCUAUUUUCUCAUGAUACUGUACGAACCGAUGGAGGUCGCCUUCACCGAGGUGCAGAUGACGUGCGAGGAAGCCGAAAGGGAUGCGUGGCAACGGGGCGGUGAACCGUUGAACCGUGAACUAGCGGCCAUGAUCUACGAAAUGUACCAGCUACACAGCAAGUACGGGUUGGAUCCAGUGUAGAACCCGGUCGCAAGUCCCAUUCACCAUUCUCGUUAUCGAACCGAAUGUCAAUCGACCAUUCAUCCUUACUGGAACUGGUACUAAAAAUAAAGACGUAAGACGAGAUGUAGGGAGCUGGCAGCUCCGUUGAGAAGUAACUGUCUCUGAUUAGAAGGCGAGACAUCAACUCCCGGCAUCAGCAGGAAGGUUUGUGCAGCGAACCGAUACGAAGCGAGGCGAGGCAUCUUUCCCCAAUCCACUGCCAAAACAACCAAUCAACCAACCAAUAUCUAUCUGUCUGUCGCGACUGUCACAAACAGGGUUCGCUCCGAUAUGAUAAACUACCACAAAGGCAACCAACACCCGUCAGCACGCACGUCCGGGAUCGAAACCGCAACCGAGCUCCGUCGAAUCGACUUCCUGCCACUACGGCAACUCCAAGAAACACUCACUCCAAACACACUGACAGCGCAAGUGGCGCACAGGGCAAAGGGACCGGGACCACGUAGUGGACCAGAUUAACGCUCUAAAACCGCGGCGUGGCAAGGCAAUUGAUGACGGGAGUUGACCCCCGGGGGGGGAUCAUACAACGUUCGCUCCACUUCCAGGAUCCAGGAGGCACCUUUUGCCACACGUUUGCCUACUACUUCCAAGUCACCACCUGGCCGCCUGGCGCAACGGCAAGUCGUCAUCAUCGCCAUGACGAUUGUUGCGAACAUAAAUUAAUUUAUUUCUUUAAUGGAGCAUGAAUUAAAUUAUAGGCCCGUUGUUUGGUCGUUCAGCG